This is a messenger RNA of Enhydra lutris kenyoni (northern sea otter), 2011 nucleotides long. Its product is annotated as transmembrane protein 169. Lineage: Eukaryota; Metazoa; Chordata; Mammalia; Carnivora; Mustelidae. Bases 157 to 1053 code for a protein of 298 amino acids. The record is from RefSeq and is a predicted model, not a curated record. The transcript has 3 exons.
CCGGCGGCGGCUGCCGGACUGGGUCUGGGUCCUCUGCCAGACUUUGUCCGCGGCAUGUGUAGCCCCAUCCAGGAAGAAGCUCUGUGGUGUGCGGAUAGUGAGUUUGCUCAAGGAAGUCAGACUCUUCACAAGGAAUAACUAGACGUGAGAAGCAGCAUGGAUGAGCUGGCACCAGUAGAAGGGGAGGGCCAGCUCCCAAGCCCUCACCACCAGGGCUCUCUGAGGAAGGCUGUGGCUGCUGCCUUGGCCCUGGAUGGGGAAUCCACAAUCGGUCACAGGAAAAAGAAGAGGAAAGAGUCCCGCCCUGAAUCUAUCAUAAUCUACCGGUCAGAAAAUGAGAAACUAGAUGAGGGGCCUGGGGAAUCAGAAAGUGGAGACCGGCCUAAAGAAGAGGAGGGAGACGAUUUCCUAGAUUAUCCUGCAGAUGAAGGGAUGUGGAACAUGCCUUUGGACAGCCGCUAUGUCACGUUAACUGGCACCAUCACACGAGGAAAGAAGAAGGGCCAGAUGGUGGACAUCCAUGUCACACUGACAGAGAGGGAGCUGCAAGAAUUGACGAAGCCUAAAGGGUCAUCAAGGGAGAUAACACCUGAAGACAGAAAGGCCUGCCAAAUGGGAGCAGAUCGUGGGCCCCAUGUCGUCCUCUGGACACUGGUCUGUCUGCCUGUGGUCUUUAUCCUCUCUUUUGUUGUCUCUUUCUACUAUGGCACGAUCACCUGGUACAACAUCUUCCUUGUGUACAAUGAGGAGAGGACCUUCUGGCACAAGAUCUCAUGUUGCCCCUGCCUCAUUCUCUUCUAUCCAGUGCUCAUCAUGGCCAUGGCCUCUUCCCUGGGCCUCUAUGCUGCUGUGGUCCAGCUCUCAUGGUCCUGGGGAGCAUGGUGGCAAGCUGCCCGGGACAUGGAGAAAGGCUUCUGUGGCUGGCUGUGCAGCAAGCUAGGUCUGGAGGACUGCUCCCCCUACAGCAUUGUCGAGUUGCUGGACGCUGACAAUAUCUCAGGCAAUCUCUCCAACAAGGACCCCACCCAGGAAGUAGAAACUUCCACUGUCUAAACUUCCAACAACUUCCAUCCUUCUCUGGUCCUAGUAGCCUAUUGUCUCCCGAUUCCAGGAGAUUCUUUCUUUAAAUUAAACCCUUUCCCCUCUCAGUCCUGGAAAAUUCUAGCACACACUAUUCUGUUCUACCAUCUUGGUGGUUUCAGGAGGGCAGGGAACAGAAAAGCAAUUUGUGCCAAAGCAGUCUAUCCACAGACGAAUUCUUUUCAUUCCCUGUCCUAAAAUGACCAUUUAUCUGGGACAGGGAGUGCAGUUGUGUGUUAAGCUCAGGAGCUUGAAGAUGUUACUGGUGACUGGAACCCAGGGAAGGAUGUGACUAAAUGUGACAGGUAGAAAAAUGAGGCCCAAAGGAGACCAAGUUCACCAAAAAGAUAAUACGUAGGUAGGAGAGAAACGCUUAGGAAGCUGGGCUACCAUAGUGCAGCAGAAUGUAAAGAUUUGAGUGUAUCACUUAGAGUUUAGUUUAGUGGCAUAGAAUUCAAAUCCUAAAAUACCAGUGGUUUAAACAAAGUAGAAGUUUCUUUCUUUCUUAUAUAGAAGAAAUCUGAAGGUUGAUCAUCAGGGGACCUGAUGAAGUCAUCCAAACCCUAGGCUUUCUUCCCCUACCAUUAGGAUAUAACCCUCUUUGUCCUUGUCCUCAAAACCUCAGUGGUGACCACAUCUCCAGCCCUCGCAUCCAUGGUUCUUGCAGAAUAAAGGAGGGAGCAAAGACAUGUAUAUUCUCCCUGUUUAAGGAGACUUCCCAGAAGUCUCCCUCAAGCUCAACACUUCCUGUAUUUCAUUGGCUAGGCCUUAGUCACGUGACCUCGCAAGCAAAAGAGGCUGGGAAAUGUAGUCUUUUGAUUAGGCAGCUAUAGUUCAGGUUAAAUAUUUGGGUUCUGCUAAUUUAAGCAAAAAGAGAAACAUGACAAUUUUGGUAGGCAUAAAAGAAUCUCUGCCUCACGGUAAUCAUUUA